Messenger RNA from Scleropages formosus (Asian bonytongue), 2477 nucleotides. RefSeq names its product ring finger and SPRY domain containing 1 (gene rspry1). Gene Ontology annotation, cellular component: cytoplasm. The record is from RefSeq and is a predicted model, not a curated record. NCBI's taxonomy places the organism in Eukaryota, Metazoa, Chordata, Actinopteri, Osteoglossiformes, Osteoglossidae. The transcript is spliced from 16 exons. Bases 522 to 2264 code for a protein of 580 amino acids. Gene Ontology annotation, molecular function: ubiquitin-protein transferase activity; protein binding.
ACGGCGCGCGCGGCGGCGGUGGCGGCUCGUGCUGACAUCACCACCGAUCACCACCUGACUUGUGGAAACAACAUCCAGAAACCUGAUUCAGACCGAUACCGUCCUUAUCAUGAUGAAUCAGACUGCGGAAAAAGGAUCGAAUUCAAGCCGAGACAUGUGUUAGAACAGAUAGCAAAGCGUGUGGACGCGAGAUCUUCCAGACUUUUAAGAAGGAGCUGAAAGAUCAGCGGCCAACUUCCCCCUUUGAGUGUGACCGGAAAAGGCCUCGUCAGCAUCCUCGGACUAAAGUAGGGCGGCCGCACCGAGGACCGCAGCUGCCUGCGCGGGAAAGGAACUGCAUGUUCACUGCCUCACAUCAUGGUUUUGAAGAGUUUCGGCUGAUGGUGAGUCAGGCUGAGGAUGUUCCCCGACUCUGCUCCAGCUGCCCCGCGCCCCUCCGCUCAGCUGCUCGCACUUUGCAGUUGCACCAUGACUGACAGUUGCAUUCGUCACCAUACUGUUUCUCAAGUCACCCAAAUGAUAUGAUUGUAGCUGCCUGGAUUGCAUUCUGUGCCAGCAGAAGCCUUGUUUGGGGCCUGCGGCUCACCAUAGAGCAGCUACUCUUGCUGUGCUUUUGGGAGACUGCGGCUGUAGCUAGGGCCAUGGGCAACAGCUGCGUGUGCAGGGAGGACAGUGAUGUGGAGGAAGGCUCGGCACCCCGUGGCCACCUCCGCCGCAUAGACCAUGCCUCCGCUGAGGUGUCGGAGACGCGGAGCAGCCGCCCACGGGAUCCGGUGAGACCACCCAGACGCGGCCGAGGUCCACACGAGCCCAGACGGAAGAAGCAGAAUGUGGACGGGCUGGUGCUGGAUACGCUGGCUGUCAUUAGGACGCUAGUAGAUAAUGACCAGGAACCACCCUACUCUAUGAUCACUCUGCAUGAGAUGGCAGAGACAGAUGAUGGCUGGCUGGAGGUGGUCCAGUCUCUGAUUCGAGUCAUCCCACUCGAUGACCCUCUGGGCCCAGCUGUCAUCACCCUGUUACUGGAUGAGUGCCCGUUACCCACCAAAGAUGCGCUGCAGAAGCUGUCAGACAUGCUGAACCUUAGCGCUUCUGCGGCACGCCAGGACGCUCUCAUUCCUGCUAAGCACCGCAACACUACCGCUGUGCUGGGCUGCUUGGCUGAGAAGAUGGCAGGCCCAGCCAGCAUCGGCCUCUUGAGCCGUGGCACCUUGGAAUAUCUCCUGGAAAGCUUGAGUCCAGAGGCCCACCCUAUGGUCAUGCUUUUUGCACUUAUUGCUCUGGAGAAGUUCUCACAGACCAGUGAGAACAAGUUGACAGUAUCACAGUCCUGCAUCAGUGACCGGCUGGCGGUGCUGGAGUCGUGGGCCAACCACUCAGAUUACCUGAAGCGCCAAGUUGGCUUCUGCUCCCAGUGGAGCCUGGAUAACCUCUUCUUGAAAGAGGGACGUCAGUUCACUUACGAGAAGGUGAAUCUCGGCAACAUCAAUGCUAUGCUGAACAGUAAUGAUGUCAGCGAGUAUCUAAAGAUUUCCCCAAGUGGUCUUGAGGCCCGCUGUGAUGCUUCCUCCUUUGAAAGUGUGCGCUGCACCUUCUGCGUUGACUCAGGCGUGUGGUACUACGAGGUCACUGUAAUCACAUCCGGGGUCAUGCAGAUCGGCUGGGCCACCAAGGACAGCAAGUUUCUCAACCAUGAGGGCUAUGGGAUAGGGGAUGAUGAGUACUCAUGUGCAUAUGAUGGCUGCAGGCAGCUAAUCUGGUAUAAUGCCCGCAGUAAACCACACUCCCAUCCUUGUUGGAAAGAAGGUGAUGCUGUUGGCUUCCUGCUGGACCUUAGCAAAAAACAGAUGAUCUUUUACUUGAACGGGCACCAGCUCCCUCCCGAGAAGCAGGUCUUUUCUUCAGCCACGUCUGGGUUCUUUGCUGCAGCAAGUUUCAUGUCAUACCAACAGUGUGAGUUUAACUUUGGAGCGAAACCGUUCCGCCAUGCACCGCCCGUCAAGUUCAGCACAUUCAAUGAUUUUGCCUCUCUGGCAUCUGACGAGAAGAUCAUUUUGCCUAGACAUCGUCGCUUAGCUCUGCUGAAGCAGGUGAGCAUCAGAGACAAUUGCUGCACCCUCUGCUGUGACCAGCUGGCUGACACUGAGCUUCGGCCCUGCGGACAUGGUGGGAUGUGCAUGGAGUGUGCCUUACAGCUGGACACCUGCCCGCUGUGUCGUCACGACAUUCAGAGUCGAGUCAGACUCAUCUCUCAUGUGUCCUGACCUACCCCUUUCCCCCCGCAUUCCCACACUAGGGCAGGGGUGUCCCAACCCCCUAUUCCCCCUUUUUCCUUCCCCAGCUUGAGAGCACCAUCUUCCCUGGGACUGCUCAGCUUCUCAGGGUCCUAUGUGGGAACAGGUGGGGAAGUGAGGGGGGGGUUAAGGGCCUGCAGCAAGAGAAGAUGAGGGGAUUUUUUUUUUUUUUUUUUUUUUUUU